UGGAUUCCUCUCUCUCUUCUCCACACUCCACUAUCUCCAUCCCCUUCCACUCGCUCUCUCCCUCCCUCUCUCUCUCCGCCAGGGGGAAAGGCAAAGGAAAAAGGAAGGCGCGGGAGGCCAGCCGGUGGUGGGGAAUGGCCGGCGCGUCCUCGCCGCCCCCGACGCCCAAGUCGCCCAAGCUGCAGCCGCCGCUCCUCGAGCGCGCCAAGGGCCCCUCCGGCCUCGACAAGAUCGUGCUCCGCGACCCGCGCGGGUUCACCGCCGAGGUCCGUCUAUAUGGAGGGCAAGUUACCUCUUGGAAGAAUGAGCAGGGGGAUGAGUUACUUUUUGUAAGCAGCAAGGCAGUUUUCAAGUCUCCAGGAGCAAUUCGUGGUGGCAUACCCAUCUGCUUUCCCCAGUUUGGAACACAUGGAAAUCUUGAAAAACAUGGAUUUGCAAGGAACCGGCUAUGGCUCGUUGAUGAUAAUCCUCCACCACUCCCAGUAAACAGCGGUAUUAAAACUUAUGCAGAUCUCAUUCUGAAGCCUUCUGAAGAAGAUCUCAAGAUCUGGCCUCACAGAUUUGAAUUCCGGUUAAGAGUUGCUCUUGGACCCAAAGGAGAUUUGUUUCUUACUUCCCGAAUUAGAAACACCAACACUGAUGGAAAACCUUUCUCAUUUACAUUUGCAUAUCAUACAUACUUCUCCGUGUCUGACAUAAGCGAAGUACGUAUUGAAGGGCUGGAAACAAUGGACUACUUUGACAACCUGAAGGGAAAAGAGCGAUUCACAGAGCAGGGGGAUGCUCUUGUGUUUGAAUCAGAGAUUGAUAAAGUAUAUCUGGACACACCACCAAAAAUUGCAAUUAUUGAUCAUGAGAAGAAAAGAACAUUUGUGCUUAGGAAAGAUGGGCUUCCAGAUGCUGUUGUAUGGAACCCAUGGGAGAGGAGGUCAAAAACCAUUCUUGAUUUUGGUGAUGAAGAAUAUAAGCACAUGUUGUGUGUGGAGCCUGCAGCUGUUGAGAAGCCCAUUACCUUGAAGCCUGGUGAAGAGUGGAAAGGAAGGUUGGAGCUCUCAGCUGUUCCUUCCAGUUACUAUAGUGGUCAGUUAGAUCCAGACAAGGUUCUUCAUGGUUGAAAAUCCUCACUUGGUUCAUCUCGUACAGGAACACUUCAUGGCACUUUAUAUUACCUGGUGCUUUGUCUGUCCGGUGUUGAUGCUAUGUGGACUUUCCCAGGGGCUCUCAUUUCCUUGUCGUCUCCACCUCCAUAUGUUCAUUCCUUUAUAUAUAGAAGGAGGCGAGCACCGGAAUAACGAAACCUCCCCAGCGGCUCAAUCUCUGAACCUGUCUUCGGUGAACUCAGUCCAGUGUUCAGUCGCAGCAAGAAAGAAGCGAAUAAUAGCAUUCCGUAGUUUAGGGUUGCCUCCUGGCCCUGGACAAUGGGUGGUUUGUUGUACUUCUGCAUCGGGCUAGGAAAUCUACUACCAAUUGUUAUCAGACUAUUGUCUGUACUCCUCUAAGAUCUGUACAUAUGCUAUCUUAGGAACUUCCUGGUGUGAGAUAAGUUAAGGAGCACAAUUUAUCAUGUGCUGCUGGUAAUGCAAGUGUGUUCUAAACCUUAAUAACAAGUGGAUUCUCUUAUUACCUUGUCAA
Triticum dicoccoides is the source of this 1632-nucleotide messenger RNA. Its product is annotated as putative glucose-6-phosphate 1-epimerase. Bases 135 to 1115 code for a protein of 326 amino acids. The transcript is spliced from 9 exons. The record is from RefSeq and is a predicted model, not a curated record. Gene Ontology annotation, cellular component: cytoplasm. Gene Ontology annotation, biological process: carbohydrate metabolic process. Lineage: Eukaryota; Viridiplantae; Streptophyta; Magnoliopsida; Poales; Poaceae. Gene Ontology annotation, molecular function: glucose-6-phosphate 1-epimerase activity; carbohydrate binding.